AUGAACGUUAAAAACUUAGAUGAUGUAAAAUACAAAUUUCAUAAAAUUAAAGUUUUAAACGAAAAUGAUAAAAAGGCAAAAGCGGUGUUGACCCGGGCAGCCGACCAGGUCAUGCCAAUUAUGAGGAAGAUGCGCUUUUCGGUUGAGUUAUUGUCUGAAUUUUUACCCCGGAGUCCUAAUCUGCUAGGGCUAAACAUUGUGGCUAAAUCAGAAAUUAAGAUAAGGAUUCGGAAAAAAAGAGGAGGAGAGUUAUUUCACUUCAACGAUAUCAUGGGGACGCUGCUGCACGAACUAGCGCACAUUGUGCACAGCGGCCAUGACAGAUCCUUUUACGAACUCUUAGACAAACUAGUGUUAGAGUAUAAUAAAUUAUACACUUUUGGGAAAGCAGGAAAUCAAAUCAAUGGAGGGAAAAAAACAGGAGGAAGUGAUUUCCGUAUAUGUAAUGGUAGCCCCAAAUUUAUGGCAGCACAGGCUGCUGAAAUGAGACUACUAAAUAAUUUUAUGAACAAGGAUGGGGAAAUAUUAAAUAUGUCCCUUGAAAGUUGCUUAACACCAGAGCAGUAUAAUAAUUUAUUUAAAAAUCGAAAAGAACGUGAUGAUAAAAUUUGUUCCAUUUCGAAUGAUACAAUUGUGAUAGACUGCUUGAUGGAUUCGACAAACCAUGAUGAUGGGGAAAAUGCGAAAACUUCACAGAACACAAAAAAUGAUUUUAAAUCAUCAAAUUCGUUGCAAACAAGGAAUAAGAAUGUCUUCAUUUCGAGUGAGGAUUGUAUAAAGGAGGAGAAACAGACACAUGUACCAGAGCAGGAUGUGUAUAAGAAAUCAUUGAACAUACCAGGAGCUAAGCGAAAUAAGAGACAAGCAGCUUUUGAACAGUGGAGUGGAGACAAAGUUAUAACAUUACCCGAUAACAUAGGAGCCACACCUAAAAACAACGGCAGCGACUGCGUGCACAUUGUAAAGGUCAAACGAGAUUGCAGCGGUAUGAAACAUCCUGAAAACGAAAAUGACUCGACCGUUUCGGAUAAUGUGGGUAUCAGGAAGGGCAAAAAAAGAAAAGUUAUAAUUCUCGAUUAG
This is a messenger RNA of Plasmodium knowlesi strain H, 1080 nucleotides long. RefSeq names its product metalloprotease, putative. Lineage: Eukaryota; Apicomplexa; Aconoidasida; Haemosporida; Plasmodiidae. The record is from RefSeq and is a predicted model, not a curated record. Bases 1 to 1080 code for a protein of 359 amino acids. The transcript is spliced from 4 exons.